Molecule: messenger RNA, 3974 nt
Organism: Belonocnema kinseyi
Lineage: Eukaryota; Metazoa; Arthropoda; Insecta; Hymenoptera; Cynipidae
Gene: Brd8
Product: bromodomain-containing protein 8-like
Exons: 4
Coding region: 222-3311 (1029 amino acids)
Cellular component (GO): NuA4 histone acetyltransferase complex
Molecular function (GO): protein binding
Source: RefSeq, a predicted model, not a curated record
CCAUGACAGCCAUUGCAAAUUUUUGUUCCAAGUCCGGUCAUUUCGCAUACAGGUUCUACAGCUGAUUCCAUUUCCGUUUCGUUCCUCAUGUUUCAAAACGGCGCGCUGCGCUUUAAUGAGUGAUCCCGCAGCGGUAUUUGUUAACAUUUACAAUCAAUACAUAUAUUUAUGUAGACAAAGCUGUCCAAAUAAGUUAUUUGUGCUUUUUUAUAGCACCUAUUAUGGCGUCUGGACAAGAAAGAUUAAAACUGAAACGCACUCUUUGUGACACCUGGAGUACCAAAGAGCAGCUCUGCUUAGCAUCCAGUGUCCUAAAAUCAGGCGAUCAAAACUGGAUGAGCGUUUCACGAUGUUUGAAAUCAUUUCUUGAAAAAGAAUCCCAAAGACCACCUGACUGGUUCUCCCAAAAAUCUUGCGCUGUCCAAUACGCGCAUUUGUUAGAAAACUCCGACACACCAAAAAGAAAGAAAAAGGAAUGUACCGAAACAACAGGAGAAUCUAUCGUAAAAAGACUAACUCAAGAGAGAAUGACAGAGAUAGGUCAGAUCUUAGCAUCCCAAAGGGAUGAAUACCAACAACUUAAAAGCGAAUUAAAUCUUUUUAAAACCGGAAACAUUUCAGAAGAAAAGCUCCAAAAGAUGUAUCUUCAAAUCGAGCUGGAUGAACGAGAGCAAGAACAAAAGGGCAGGGCUCACUCUGCCUGGCUCGCAAAACGACAAAAACAAGAUGCACAAACUCCCGCAAGUCUCAAUUACACAAUUCAAAGAAAGUCAGAAAGUUCAGAUGGUCAUGACACCUUGGAUCCUUGCUCCACAGACGACGAAGAUAAGAAAAACAAGGGCGGCAGAUCUCCUCUCCUUACUAGUUUAUUAAAAUCACCCAGCCCAACGACUCAAAUUCAGGCACAAACAUCUUCAGCACAAGUAACAUCUCCGACAAUCGCUAGUCUAUUAGGUUCCAGUCCCAAAAUCCCAAAUCCACAGUUGACUCAAACUGUCUCGCCUCAACUUCAUCAGCUGGUCUCAACUGCAAUCGCCAAUGCAACUCCGGAAAGACCUUCAGCUGGAGCUCCAACUCUUUCCAUGUUGCUAGAACUCCCUGCGAAUUUGCAGAGAACCACUCUUCCUAAUUUACAACAUCAUAGCUCCACUACGAAUCUCGCCCAACAAAAUAUAAACCUUCAAAUAAUGCAGGUGGAGAAUCAACGAGGGAAUGUCCAACUCAUGGAGCCCACUGUAGCUCCAGGGAAUUUGUCUGCUUCAGAAAUCAUAGAUCAUAUUGACAAAGUGAUUCCCAAGGAUAUAAUGGCUGAUGUGAUGGACAAGGACGAGAUUAAUGAGAUUAUCGGGGAUAUUGAGGAAUUAAUCAAGGGAGAGAUAAUUCAGAAUCCUCAGGCUUUAGACCCCGGAACAGCGCGAGUCAUGGAGACCUUGAUACCUCAACCUCCAGUUUUACCUGAAAAACAAGAGAUAACAAAUUUCCCGGUAGCUGUAUCCUUGACUGAUUCUCCAGAAAACGAGGUCGCCGUCGAGGAGAUUGACUCUAGCAAUUCUAAUAUCGCAGAAAUUAUUGGAACAGUUGCUGUUGAGAAAAGUACUCCUCAGGACGUUAAGGAAGUAGAAUCCAAAUCGGGGGAAAUAGUUGAGCCUGAAAUAAGUGCAAAAUUAAUUGUAGAUUCAAAAAACGACAAGGCUGAGGCUGAAAAAAGCUUUGACUCGACAGAGAAUUCAAAGUUAGACAUUGAAACGAGAUUAAAGGAGAGUAAAGAAGAAACUAGCGAGGACGCAACAAAAUCUAGUAAAGAGGAUGUAAAACAAGAUACAACAAAGAAGGAAAUGAAGGAGAAUUUAAAGAAUGUGAAAGAGAAUUCAAAAAAAGAAACAAAGGAAAAUGUGAAAGAGAAUGUUCUCCAGGCCCUAGAAGACUCACCUCUCGAGCAGUCGAAACAGAGUUCUGAAAAGGAGAAUUCUAAUGAGAAGGUAUCCAAAGAACCUGAUGAAACUCAUGAUGUUAAAGACAUGGACCAACUGGAGCUAAAUCUCGCAAAAAUAACGGGUGAUCAGGAUGCACCUUGUCCAGAAGUUUUGAGUGUAUCUUCCGAUGAUCAUCCUAGUGCAGAAGACACAGAAAAAUCUCAGGAUAUCAGUUUGAUUCUCGAGGAUGAAGUAAUUACGCCGAUUCCUCAGGAAAAGGAAAAAGACGUGGAGGAAAUAUCUGUGGUAGAACCCCCUGCUAAUGUUACGGAAUCAUCAGCAUCUUCUAAGGAAGAUGUCGUAAUCAAGGAAGAGAGUGGUGAAGAAGAGAAGGACGAGUCUUUGAAGAAUGCUAAGGAAGAGUCGAAAAAACUCCUCGACCUUGAGACGGAGAAUUCUAAAAAAGAGGAUAAAAAAGAUUUGUCUGAUAAAACUUUAAAUACAGUUAUAGAAGAGGAUUCGGAAGACCUGAAAAAAGAAGAACAAGACAGUGUGAAAGAAAGCGAGCCUCCAAAGGAAACGGAUAACUUCCCGAGCGAGGAUCUUAUCAAGGAUGAAGAAAUAAAGUUGGAGUUCACAAAAGAAGUGGAUAAAUUCCGAGAGGAAACUUUGACUCAUGAAGGAUUGAAGGAUGAAAAGGAGAUUAAAGAGGACAAGGAAGAUAAGAAGAAUAUUGACUUAGAUGUAGGCGUAAGAAAAGAGCAGGACGGGUUUUCGGAAAAUGUAGGAGAAAUAGAUGAGGAGGAAUCGCCUUUAAGUAAGUUGAGUGGAGGAAGAGCUAUGAAGACUUAUUCGAAGAGACAAACUGUUGCAGUAGAUAGUGAACCUGAGAUGGAAGGAAGCAUAGAGAGUGCUGACUAUAGGGCUUGGAAGAAGGCCGUUAUGUUGGUUUAUAAUAGAUUGGCGACGCACAAGUACGCAUCGGCUUUCCUUAGACCUAUCACUGAAGAUCAGGCUCCGGGCUAUCAUUCUAUUAUUUUCAGACCUAUGGAUUUGUCUACUAUUAAGAAGAAUAUUGACAAUGGGACCAUCAGGUCCACGAGGCAUUUUCAGCGAGAUGUUAUGCUUAUGUUUCAAAACGCCAUCAUGUACAACAAACAUGAUACAUUUGUUUAUAAGAUGGCCAUCACGAUGCAAGAAGAAUGUCUACAACAUAUGCAGAUUUUAGUGCAGGUGACUGGCGAAAUGUCGUUUCGCAGAGAAACUAGAACAGCAGCAAGCAGUAGCAGCGAAGCAAGUGAAUCUGGUGUAAAAAGAAAGAGAAGUCACAUUACACCGAGUCCUCAUGAUACCGAUAGUCCUCGAGGAAAGAAGCGUCGAAAGUCUGAAAAUGACUAAUUAGUGGUAAUCAAUUUUGAUAAAAUGUGGUUUACAUGUGUAUGAAACUGUUACGCCUCACGAAACAGUCGGUGAUUUUUUUUCAUAUUGAAAUUAAUGUGGGUGUGAAUGAUGACGCAUGUAUGUGAAAUGAUAAUUUUAAUAAUAACGGGUGAAAGUGAUAGGAGUAAUCAAAAUGUGUAUAAUGUCGAAAGCUGGAUAGACUCCGACGAAACAAAAUAUCUGACUACGAAAUUAAAUAGAAUCAGCUUCUAUUUAUAUCCAUUUUUGAAAGAAGGCCAUGAUGAAACUUGAACUUUAAGGCCUUAACGUUACAUACAAUAUACUAUGUGAACUGUAAAACUAAUUUUAAAAAAAUAGUAAACUUAAAUGUUCAGGGAAAGCGGCUCUACACUGUUGCUUAAUUCAUCGAUGUAUUUAUGGUUUUUAUCUGAAUUUUACUUAGAAAUUGUUAAGGUUUUUUACUGUUUACUUUUGCUUUCGUUAUUAGAAAUCAGUUUCGAAAACGGAAACAGUCCUCUGUAAUUUUACGUAUUAAAUCUGAGAAUUUUUGUAUGUUUUUGACAAAUCCGUAUGAUAUUUGUAUUUAAUGUAUCAAAUUGAAGAAGUAAAAUGUUUUGUUACAUUUGAUAUAUUUUCUAAAUAGGAAUAAACGGAUUAACG